Ochotona curzoniae (black-lipped pika) is the source of this 1781-nucleotide messenger RNA. It is a transcript of the gene CCDC89, whose product is annotated as coiled-coil domain containing 89. The transcript has a single exon. The record is from RefSeq and is a predicted model, not a curated record. Lineage: Eukaryota; Metazoa; Chordata; Mammalia; Lagomorpha; Ochotonidae. Bases 1 to 1113 code for a protein of 370 amino acids.
AUGCCUCAGGGAGAGCAGGUCGUCAGGAUGGACACCCCACCUCCUGAAGAGCUCCCAGACAAGGGACGGGAAAGCUUGAGAAACCAGGAAGAAGAAAUGGAGUUUAAGGAACUGGACGGGCUAAGGGAAGCCCUGGCAAACCUGCGGGGCUUGUCGGAGGAGGAGAAGAGCGAGAAGGCGAUGCUUUGCUCUCGUAUCCAGGAGCAGUCCCAGCUCAUCUGCAUCCUGAAGCGGAGGUCUGAUGAGGCGCUGGAGCGCUGCCAGAUCCUGGAGCUGCUCAACACGGAACUGGAAGAAGAGAAGGAACAGGAGGCGGAGAAGCUGAAGGCCCAGCGGCAGCAUGUCCGGAAGCUGGAGGAACGUUUUAUGACCCUGGCAGCCAACCACGAGUUGAUGAUCCGUUUCAAGGAUGAGCACAAGAGUCAAAAUGUCAAGCUCAAGGAAGAGAAUGAGAAGCUGAGGCUGGAGAACAACAACCUCUUCAGCCAGGCUCUGAAGGACAAGGAGGCGCAAGUGCUGCAGCUCACUGCCCUGAGUGAGGACCUCACCAAAGAAGUGGAGGCUCUGAAGCAGAGGUGUGCUCAGGGUGCCUGCCAGGCACAGGCCCGGGAGAAGGAGUUGCUGGAGCUACAGACCCAGCAGGCCCGCACCCACGCCAAGGAGGCAGAACAGCUGAGGGGCCAGCUGCAGAAUCUCAAGCAGCAACACCAGCAGGCCUUAGAGCAGAUGGCCAAGGCAGAGGAGACGCACACUAGCCUGAGCCAGGAGCUGCAGACCCGUUUGCACACCGUGUCUCGAGAGAAGGAGGAGCUGCUGCAACUGUCCAUGGAGAGAGGCAAAGUGCUUCAGAGCAAGCAGGCCGAGAUCCGCCAGCUCGAGGAGAAGCUGGAGACAGCAGACAUGGCCAGGAAGCGCGCACUCGAGAGGUUUGAGCAAGAGGCAGUGGCCGUGAACAGCGAUUUGAGAGUCCGGGAGCUCCAACGCCAGGUGGAAGGGAUCCAGAAAGCCUAUGACAACCUCAGGCUGCAGUCUGAAGCCUUCAAAAAACACAGCCUGGAUCUUCUAGGCAAGGAGCGAGAGCUGAAUGCCAAACUCCGUCAUCUCUUUCCCUAAGGAAGCUACUGUUUUCCCUGACCGCCAGUUGAGAAUGCAUUUACAUGUGCCUUAGCUUUAUGGAGAGAGUGAAGAAAGGGAAGCAUUCAUUAUACUUUGAAGCACAAAAGACAACUCAUAGAAAAGCUACUUUACUGAGACAUUGUCAUUGUUGAGCUAAUGUUCAGAUCUACCUGCCACCUAGAAUAUACAAAAUUUCCCAAAUUUCCUUCUGUGCCUUUGAAAUCUUCCUAAAUUUACCACCAAUAUCUCACCCAUUCUGUUACUUAUUCAUUUUCAAUAUCAGAUAUCCUUGUAUAGACUAAGAUUUUAAAUUAGCAGUUUCUAUGAUUUAAGUGAGUUUAAAAUGUGCAAGGAAAGAUGGUCUGGUGAAAAAAAAUUAAUGCAAUUAAACUUCUUAGGUAAGUGGGCUAAUAGUCUUCCAUAGUUAAUACGAUCAACAAGCAGAUAGCAGCAUAAUAAUAGAAUGGAUGCUUUGCAGGAAAAAAAAAGUCUUAUGCUACUUUGGAAAGCAAAGAUCAAGUUCUCUAUUGAACUAGACCAACUUAGUAAUACUCAUUCUGUAAAAUUCAAGCAAAUCAACCCAUUUUAUUUUUUCCUGCAGAUUUAGACCACAUUCCAUUUCCCUGGUUUCUCCUCAAUUAAGACAAGAUUUAGAUUUGCAUAAU